UCCACCUUGUCCCAAGUGGUUGAGUCAGCCCCGCCCGUCCUGUACGUCAUGACGUCAACGCGUCAGACAAAUGACGUCGGAAGGGAAAGGCGGGGGCACUCGCCCGAAACCGCGACGAAGAGAGCGAGCUCACCGGACGCCGGCGGCUUAGCAUCGCCAUGGCGACCCUCGUAUGACAGCUGGCGGGCCAAAGGAUUGACGAGCGCAAAGGACAUUUCAAUCGAUGUGAUUGUGACAUUGCGGAGAAGCUCAUCUGACUUUCAUUGGUGUUGCCGAUCAAUACGACGCGCAGCUUUUGCCGGGGGCACGAAGCCAGUUGGUCCUUGAACCAGAUCCGCCGAUGCCAUGGCAAGCGGGGAGGCGCAGGAGGCGGAGUCCUUCCCGGAGGUGACCGCGCCCACCCAGUCAGGAGAGGCCCGAGGCGUCUCGGCGGCCGGCGAGUGGAGCGCCGCAGCCUCGGCCGGCGGUCCGCUCGCCCCCGCCCCCGGCAGAAGGGCCCUGAGCUUCAGGAGCGUGCAGACCAAAGUCACCCUGUUGGACGGAUCCGUCUUCAGCUGCACGCUGGAGAAACGCGCUCGCGGUCUUCAGCUCUUGGACAAAGUCUGCGAGCACAUCAACCUCCUGGAGCGAGACUACUUCGCCCUGUCCUUCAGAGACGCGGACGACAACAAGAACUGGUUGGAUCCCGGGAAGGAGAUGAAGAAACAACUCCGAGGCAUCCCCUGGAAUUUCUCGUUCAAUGUCAAAUUUUACCCCCCCGACCCUGCCCAGCUCUCUGAGGACAUCACCAGGUACUUGCUGUGUCUGCAGCUGCGCGAGGACGUAGCCUCGGGUCGCCUCCCGUGCUCCUCGGCCACUCGCGCCGUGCUCGGCUCCUACACCGUCCAGUCGGAGCUGGGCGACUACGACGCGGACGAAUGCAGCUCCGACUACGUCGGUGAACUUUGCUUGGCUCCCAACCAGAACAAGCAAAUGCAGGAGAAGAUCACGGAGCUUCACAAAAGUUACAGAGGAAUGACGCCGGCUGAAGCCGAGAUGCUUUUCCUGGAAAACGUCAAGAAACUUUCAAUGUAUGGAGUUGACCUUCAUCAUGCCAGGGACUCUGAGGGCGUGGCCAUCAUGCUGGGCGUGUGCAGUAGCGGCCUGCUGGUCUACAGGGACCGCCUGAGGAUCAACCGCUUUUCCUGGCCCCAGAUCCUGAAGAUCUCCUACAAAAGGAACAAUUUCUACAUCAAGAUCCGCCCGGCCGAGUUUGAGCAGUUUGAGUCCACCAUCGCCUUCAAGCUGCUGGACCACAGAGCGGCCAAGAGAUUGUGGAAAGUUUGCGUGGAGCACCACUCCUUCUUCAGACUGGCCUCCCCGGAAGAACCUCCCAAACGCUUCCUCUCCCUGGGCUCCAAGUUCCGCUACAGCGGUCGAACUCAAAUCCAGAGUCGCAGGGCCAGCGCGCAGAUUUCCAGACCGGCGCCCCGGUUCCCGCGAUGCGUCGGCAAGAGGAACCUGAUGAGUCGCAGCCUCGACGGCGACAUGGGAACAGGCCUGUAUAUGGUGUCUCAAGCCAUCACCGUCAGCGACCUCAUCACCACGGUGACGCCCGAGAAGAGGAGGGAGGAGCACGCCGAUGAAGGAAGCGCUCGGGAGGGAUCCUUUGGAUCAAUCGAGAAGGUGCGGGCCGGCGGAAAGGCGGAGCAGGAGGCGGAGCAAGAGGCGGAGCACGGCGGAGUAACGGAGGCGUCGGAAAGUCCGCUGACUCCCGAGCGACUCGACGACAAGCUGCAAAACACAGAGCAGACGGAGACUGCGGAUGGCGAGCUCACAGGAACCGAGUCCGAGCAGGAAGAAGAUUCUUUAAAAAGCCAUCAGGAAACGACGUGGGGAGCGCGGAAGGUUGAGAAGGCGCCGAGCGCCAUCGGCGACCUGCGCCGCUCUUUCUUGGAGGGAGAGACGCCGGCGGGCGGGCCGACCGAAUGGGAAAAGCGUUUGGCGGCCUCGCCCGUUCGCCGACUGGACGACUCGCCGAUGAUCGAACCUUUGGAAGCGGACGGGAUGUCGCAGGGGGUCCGGACCGCGACGGCGGUGCCCGGCGAGGAGGAGUCGGCGUGUCGGGUCGCGGCCGAAGCUUUCAUGGGACCGCCUCCGCCGGGGGCUUCGCUCAUUCGCGCCGCAGAACCCGCAGUCGGGGAUGCGAUCCGAGAUUCGCGGCGGCUUCGUCGGCAGGAUAGCUUUGCCGGCGGCGACGGGGACGGGGACGAGGACGAGGACGAGGACGAGGACGAGCCGAGUAGCCCGGCUAGUGACGAUGAUGUCAGCGAGGCCAGCCAAGAUGCCAUCGGCGUCGUAGCGCAGGCGCUUGCGGAGGAAGCUUUGGAGACGGCGGUCGGGCAGGGACGCGGCCCGCCGGCUGACGUGGGCCAAUAUCGACGGGGGCCAAUAUCGGGGGCCAAUAUCGGCCCCGGCGCCGGGCCCCCUUCUCUCCCGGCUCCCGCUUCAUCCCUCCGCGACCGUGACUCGGAGGAGGAAGGUGGCCGGGCGACUGGCCAAAAGGUCCCUUCCCCCGCGCCGCCCGCACCCACCCGCCGGGACUCCUCCAGCUCGGCCGACAAAGAGCUUGACGAGCGGGACGAGGACGGGGAAAGCCCGCGAGAGGCGAUCCCGGGGGCCAGGAGGACUUUGACGCUCCAAGCUCUGGCGAGGCCAGCGGACGCGGAUGGCGCCGUCCUCCCGACGACGACUUGGCACGGCGGCGCGGCGGAGACGGCCGGCGGCUGUUCCCUGGCCAAGACGGUGAACCGAGGGAUUUCCGAAAGCAGGAUGGAGAAGAGAAUUGUGAUCUCGGCGGACACGGGGAUGGACCGCGAUCAGGAAGCUUAAAGACUUGAGCCAGACCAUUUGACCGUUGACUCCGACGCUCACUCUGCCGUCGCGCCUCGUGACCGCCACCUUUGGCUUGACGCGCCGAGGGCGAGGAACGUUUCAGUAGCGCGGCCGCACAGCGGAGCAGCUCAAACUUAAUUUCUUCUGUUAUUUAUUUCUUCGUUUGUUUGUUUGAAUCAUGGCCACGUUAUGAGGCCACGCCAAUCCGUCGCCAAGGGCCGGAAGGUGAACGUGCCGGUAUGUCGCCUACCCAACAAAAGCUCCCCACCGCACAGCGGCUCGUUCACUGUGAACAAGUGCUUCGGUCUACCUUAGCGAUGUUAGCAUGCUCAUCUUGCUCCGUAGUUACAAAAAAAAACUAAACCAAAACCAAACGCUCUGCUUCCAGUCCGACUUUGCACCCAUCGCCUCGCUUUGCUCCUGUGGCUCGUCAGUUCUCUCAUUAAACGGGAAGAAAUGACGUUGGCGUACGGGAAGCUAUCGUUUAUUGUCCCUCAAACCACCUGCUGUGUAAUAUGACGUCACGCCCAAG
Molecule: messenger RNA, 3406 nt
Organism: Hippocampus zosterae (dwarf seahorse)
Lineage: Eukaryota; Metazoa; Chordata; Actinopteri; Syngnathiformes; Syngnathidae
Product: band 4.1-like protein 3
Exons: 22
Coding region: 346-2871 (841 amino acids)
Biological process (GO): cortical actin cytoskeleton organization
Cellular component (GO): cytoskeleton; plasma membrane
Molecular function (GO): actin binding; structural molecule activity
Source: RefSeq, a predicted model, not a curated record